CUACACGUUGUGCAAUUGCGAUCAGCUGUCACAUGCGUGCGAUGCAAAACAAAGGCGCCAGAGAACCUUUUUCCAUUUGUUUAUUUUUCUUUCCUCGCUUCAUUGCGAUUCUAAAUUUGCAUACUAUUUUUUUUUUUUGUUUGUUCUGGCCUGUUGACGAUUUCCGAAUCAUAAAGAAUUAGGGACGGGUUCGAGCAAAACCAUAUGUCGAGUUUUUCCCGUGGUUUCUACUCCGACGGUGAACCGCUCAGUAGCAACAGCAGCAGCGGUUAGCAGGAAGUAUCGAGAGGUCCAGUGUCCCCGCGACAGCUGUUCCGCAUACUACGGCAUUGGGUUUGUCUUAUCAGCUUAAGGCGCCGUCAACACGCCGUCUGUGGGGACGUUUUACCCUCGUAGCCGUUCGUCAUCGCAGCGCUAAUAAUCAAAUCAGUGAGAUCAUUGCUUUGUGAACUACUCCAACCCAUACUAGCGAGAGCGGACUGAAAACUCGGAAGCAGCUGGAACAUUGUGGUGGUGGUGAAAAACAGAUCCUUCGUUUAGUCACACACGUACACAAGAACGGACCAAAUGAACGACAGUAAGGUUACGGAUGGGUCUGCAGGACUGCAACCUUUUUGUUGUUGUCUUUACACCGAUUUCCUUUCCCUUGCAGGCAUCAAGUACGAGAUGGACAUGAAGAUGGAACCUUCCAGCCCACCGGAAAAGGACCGUACCAUGUACUCGCGGUGUUCGAGCGCGGGCAGCAUACACACACCGACGUCAUCCGCGCACAAUUCCGAGGAUGAGGAAGAUUCGGGCGACAAUAAAAGCAGCACGAUGAGCUACAAGGAGCGGCGACGGGAGGCACACACCCAGGCGGAACAGAAGCGGCGCGACGCAAUCAAGAAGGGUUACGACUCGCUGCAGGAACUGGUACCGACCUGCCAGCAAACCGACGCAUCCGGCUACAAGCUAAGCAAAGCGUCCGUGCUCCAGAAAUCGAUCGACUACAUCGGCUAUCUGCUUCAGAGCAAAAAGAAGCUCGAGGAGGAACGAGCCUCGCUGCAGAAGGAGGUGAUGGCGCUGCGCAUCAUACAGAAGAAUUACGAAAACAUGCUGCAGCACCAGCAAGCAUCCCCCGGCCGGACGGAGGCAAGACUUAGCGACGACAUCAAGUUUCAGGUGUUUAAAGCGAUUAUGGACGAAAUGUUCGUCACGUUCGAGCAGCUGCCGAUGAACGAUUUUGCCGAGCUGACGUCCGGCGUUAUACCGUGGCUGGAGGAACACUGUAAGCCGCACCUGCUGCGGGAUGUGGUGAACCGGAUGCUGGCCCACAUUACCGCCAACAUUACGGCGGAGGUGGCGCAGGAUAUGGUUAGCGCCCGGGAUAUGAAUUGAUUCGUGGGCCAAGCGCCACGACUUAACACCGCUGGAUUCGGUAGUUAUAAUUUUCUUCUUCUUUCCGGUUAGCUUCAUAGUCGAAUCACUCAACCCUGUUGGAUCGACUAUUACGUUGUGCAAUGAUUUUUUGUUUUAAAUUCAUUAUCACGUUCUUCUGGAACCGCGUUAGCCAUUAUGUUAUGCCGUGGGAGGGAAAUCUAGUGGGGGAAAGGUACUAUUGAAAUGGUUUAUGUUUACGUAUAUGUAUAGCACAAAGCAGAAUAGAUAAUAUUCUACGUGGCCGGUUGGGGUUAACUACAAAAGAA
Anopheles stephensi (Asian malaria mosquito) is the source of this 1685-nucleotide messenger RNA. It is a transcript of the gene bigmax, whose product is annotated as max-like protein X. Gene Ontology annotation, cellular component: nucleus. NCBI's taxonomy places the organism in Eukaryota, Metazoa, Arthropoda, Insecta, Diptera, Culicidae. Gene Ontology annotation, biological process: regulation of transcription by RNA polymerase II. The transcript has 3 exons. Bases 568 to 1377 code for a protein of 269 amino acids. Gene Ontology annotation, molecular function: protein dimerization activity; DNA-binding transcription factor activity, RNA polymerase II-specific; RNA polymerase II cis-regulatory region sequence-specific DNA binding. The record is from RefSeq and is a predicted model, not a curated record.